Molecule: messenger RNA, 3396 nt
Organism: Penicillium coprophilum
Lineage: Eukaryota; Fungi; Ascomycota; Eurotiomycetes; Eurotiales; Aspergillaceae
Product: Nucleic acid-binding OB-fold
Exons: 8
Coding region: 1-3396 (1131 amino acids)
Biological process (GO): rRNA processing; DNA repair; DNA replication
Cellular component (GO): nucleolus; nucleus
Molecular function (GO): RNA binding; RNA helicase activity; ATP binding
Source: RefSeq, a predicted model, not a curated record
AUGGCUUCUGAGGCAGCAUCCCAAGUCACCAUUGGGGCUCUAAGUGCCAUAUUUGAUGAAACGAAACCCCAAGUUCGAGAGCCGAUUGUUCAAUGCGUUCAAAUCAAGGCACUGCCAGCUCAGCCGGGCCAACCAGAACGUUACCGGGCUGUAUUCAGUGAUAUUGCAAAUUAUGUUCAAACCAUGCUUGCUACUCAAGCCAACUCGGUAGUGACAGAUGGAUCUCUCCGGAAGGGCUCUUUCGUGCGUCUCAAGUCAUUUCAAUCAAACUCUGUCAAGGGCAAGAAAAUCCUCAUUAUCUUGGAUCUUGAAGUUCUAACGGAACUGGGUGAGGCUGAGAAAAUCGGUGAACCCAGACCACUUGAAGUCAAGACCGAGGAAGAGGAGGUGGGUCAACCGACAACAAUAUCCAGCAAUGGGUUCUAUGGCUCCAAGAUGGAGGGUGCACAGGUUCAGCCAAAUAAACGAGCCCAGCCAAUGUCUGCCCCUAUUUCUACUUCCUCUGCCCAUGCCACAAUCUACCCGAUUGAAGCCAUCUCCCCGUAUUCCAACAAAUGGACGAUGAAAGCACGAUGCACAAGCAAGUCCAACAUCAAAACCUGGCACAACAAGAAUGGUGAGGGUAAACUGUUCAGUGUGAAUUUACUGGACGACAGUGGUGAAAUUCGUGCAACCGGUUUCAAUGAGCAGUGCGAUAUGCUCUAUGAACUCUUCCAGGAGGGAAGUGUUUAUUACAUCUCGAGUCCCUGUCGGGUUCAGAUUGCCAAGAAACAGUUCACAAAUCUCAACAACGACUAUGAGCUCACAUUUGAGAGAGAUACUAUCGUUGAGAAGGCUGAGCAGCAAAAUGAUGUCCCUCAGAUACGAUUCAACUUCACCACCAUUGCUGAUUUGCAGACUGUUGAAAAAGACACCACUACUGAUGUCAUUGGCGUGCUGAAGGAUGUCGGGGAGACAUCCCAAAUCACAUCCAAAAGUACCGGAAAACCCUAUGACAAACGCGAGCUUACGCUGGUUGAUAACACGGGAUUUUCUGUCCGCUUGACAAUUUGGGGUGCAUCUGCAAACAAUUUUAGUGUGGCGCCCGAAUCUGUUGUUGCCUUCAAGGGAGUCAAGGUUUCUGACUUUGGCGGAAGAAGUCUGAGCCUUCUGAGUUCGGGCUCAAUGACUGUGGAUCCUGACAUCGGGGAGGCUCACCGACUCAGAGGUUGGUAUGACGCCCAAGGCAGGUCGGAGAACUUCACAUCCCAUGCUUCAUUGUCAAAUGCAGUCAGCUCCACAGGCAAAAGAGAUCCCUUCAAAACUAUUGCUCAAAUUCGCGAAGAGCAGCUUGGCAUGUCUGAAACUCCUGAUUACUUCUCUCUGAAAGCAACUGUGAUCUACAUCAAGCAGGAUUCUACCUGGUGCUAUCCUGCCUGCCUUUCUGAAAACUGCAACAAGAAGGUAACGGAACUUGAUCCAGGACAGUGGCGGUGCGAAAUGUGUGACAAGACCCACCCCAAGCCAGAGUACCGCUUCAUCAUGCCUAUUAGUGUCAGCGACCACACUGGCCAGCUUUGGCUUAGCUGUUUUGAUGACACUGGAAGAAACAUCAUGGGAACAUCCGCUGAUGAACUAAUGCAACUUCGCGAGGACGAUCCCAGCGCUUUUGGUGAAGUCUUCCAGGGAGCCAAUUGCCAAACCUGGAGCUUCAGGUGCCGAGCCAAGAUAGACAAUUUCGGUGACCAACAGCGUGUCCGAUAUCAAGUCUCAUCCUCCCAGGCAAUCAAUUACUCAGAUGAAGCUUCUCGCCUUGCCGAUAUCAUCAACUCCUACAGUCUUGAGCAGAGAAUUCAGCCUCGUGCUCUUUGUCUUCUUUAUUUCACUCUCAUUUUGCUAUACCGUCCCUAUAUAAUCCUCGUCAUGGGUAAGCGAAGCCAUCUCGAGUCAACUGAGCAGCGACCGAAGAAAAAGUCCAAGUCCGAGAAGCCUGCAAAAGCUUCUAAAGAUAAGCAGGACAAUGGAGAUGAGAAGACUGUGUCUUAUUCUGAUGCCUCUGCGCUAUCCAAGAUCCCUCAGUCAGACAUCGACAGUUUCUUGACCGAGAACGUGAUUAAAAUUGUUGAUCCCUCUUCACCUGACGCCUCUCAAUUCCGCCCAAUCCUUUCGUUUGAUCACCUACCUGAAUGCGAUGCCGGUCUGUACGCUCAAUUGAAGUCUUUCUCUAAGCCAACGCCAAUUCAAUCUACUACAUGGCCGCUUCUUUUUGCUGGCCGUGAUGUGAUUGGUAUUGCAGAGACUGGAAGUGGCAAGACCCUGGGUUUUGGCUUGCCAUGCCUGAAGAAAUUGAUUGACUCUAAGACGAGCAAGAAACCUUGCCAACCCAGGGCAGUGAUUAUCUCACCAACCCGAGAGCUUGCAAUGCAGAUUUAUGACCAGCUUGUCAAAUUUGGCGGCACUGAGAAGACUCAGGUGACAUGCAUUUACGGAGGUGUGGGUAAAGAUGAACAGCGUCGGGCUCUCCAAAAGGCUGCCAUUGUGGUUGCCACCCCUGGACGUCUUAAGGACCUCCAAAGUGAUGGUUCAAUUGAUUUUGGAAAGGUCAAUUACCUCGUUUUGGAUGAGGCAGACCGCAUGCUUGACAAAGGAUUUGAGCAGGAUAUCAAGGAUAUUGUCAAGCCAAUGCCCGUCUCCAGGAGACAGACUGUCAUGUUCACGGCAACAUGGCCCCGGUCGGUUCGAGAUCUCGCAGCAACUUUUAUGAAGACUCCAGUAACUGUUACCAUUGGCGGAGACCCAUCCGCGGAUCCCCGAGCCAAUUUGAGGAUCAAGCAAGUCGUUGAAGUUGUUGAUGGCCGAGACAAGGAGGGCCGACUCAUACAACUACUCGCUAAAUCCCAGCGUGGUCAUCAGUCGCCCGAGAAAGUCCUGGUUUUCUGCCUCUACAAGAAGGAGGCUAUGCGUAUUGAGAAUCUUAUCAGAAACAAGGGAUUCUCGGUUGCUGGCAUUCACGGCGAUUUGAACCAAUCAGAUAGAUUCCGAAAUCUUGAUGCUUUCAAGAAAGGCAAUGCCAGUGUUCUUGUCGCAACCGAUGUGGCGGCGCGUGGUCUUGAUAUCCCGAAUGUAAAACUUGUGAUCAAUGUCACAUUCCCUCUUACUGUUGAGGACUACGUGCACCGAAUUGGAAGAACUGGACGUGCUGGAGCUGACGGACUUGCCAUCACCAUGUUUACUGAAAAUGACAAGGCACUAUCUGGCGGAUUGAUCAAUGUUCUAAAGGCAGCCAAGCAAGACGUGCCAGAGGCACUGUUGAAGUUUGGUACAACAGUCAAGAAGAAGCAGCACGAUGUGUACGGUGCCUUUUACAAGGACGUUGAUAUGGACAAAACAGCGACAAAGAUCACAUUUGACGAUUAA